CUGCAGGUCCAGAAUGAUUUAGAAUCAGGGAAAAUAAAUUUUUUUAGCUUUCAGCUGAGUAUUUUGAACUGUGACGUUUCUUGUCUAAAAAUCCCAGAUUUUAUUGUCAUUUAGAAAGAAACCAGAAGUAAAUAGUUACUUAUUUGUAGUCGCAAAAAAAGAAGACUGAAGAUAAAAAUGAAUUUCUCCGAAGUUUUGAAAAAAAUCCCAACACCCAACGUUUCAAUGCCACAAAUACCUCAGAUUAGUAAAUUUGGCUUAAAUAAUGCAAAGGAGGAUAUUGGCAAGGCUCCAAUCAAUAUGACUCAGGAGGAUAUGCAACAACUUAUUCACUAUAUCGGGGAAUCUGUACUUAUCCCAGAAGAUGGAGCAUUUAUCGCUUUAUGGAUUCUUACAUUAAUUGAUCAUUGGAACAAUGAACAUGAACGUUUAGUUGUGUUAACUGAAAGAAACUUCUAUCUAUUACGAUAUGAUUUUUCACAAUGUCGUGUACGUGACAGUCGACGUAUUGGUCUUGGACAAUUGAUCAGUGUUGUAACUGGACCACUAGUAUUUCCUGCUAAGUCAUUAAUGCCUAUUCGUAGUUCACCUGGAGUUCAAAUGAAAUGGGGUGAUGAAAAUGAUGUGAAAAUUACACAGAAAUGGAAUCCUUUAUGCCGUAGUCUACCAUAUGCCACAUUGACUCAUCAUCCUGUCUAUUCUAAACGUGAUCAAUUACCAUCGAAACAAGUGAAUGUACCAGGCGCUGGUUAUGAAGAUUUAUCUAAUCCAGUAUCAGUAUAUGAUGUGAAUAAUUUUCUUACAGCUUUACGUGAAGCUUGUUCGGGUAUGAAUGUUCAGUUUACUAAUGCAGAAAUCAUUAUUGAAAGCUAUGGCAACUUGGGCAGUGUAGUUUUCAAUCAAAGUAAUCUGGGUUUCGCUAAACCGAAAAGCCCUGCGACUUAGUUCUUCGAAAUAACUGUCAAUACUACUUAUUGAAUAAAAUAUCCCUUCAAAGGCAUUCUGUCUACAUUUAUACUGUAGUCGAAGAAAUUUAUUCUUUAAACUUCCUCUUCUAAUUAUUUUUUACUUCUGGUUGUUAAUAUCCAUUAAAAACCAUAUUACUGUUAUUAUUAUUAUUACUAUUAUUCAUUUGACUAUUGUUUUGUCUCAUUCACUGUGUCUAUUCGUCUCAUUUUGAAUAACUGACAGUAACACGACAGCCAAAUUUUAUCAUGAAUAACGUUUACUACUUACCACUAAAACCAGUAGUAAUGCAUAGAAAAAAGUAACUAGCCUGAAUUUCCUUCGAAAUUUUGAUUUUAUCAACAAUUCUGUAAAACACUUCUUCGACAAAAGUGAAACCUUUUAUUUAUCGAAUUCCUCAUUCAUUUUUGUUAUACUUUCUUUAAAGUUAUUGGACUCCUGUUUAAAUAUUAACAUACUGAUACUUUGAUUCAUAUCUAACGGUAUAUAUAUAUAUAUAUAUAUAUAUAUAUAUAUA
Trichobilharzia szidati is the source of this 1483-nucleotide messenger RNA. The record is from the annotation of a GenBank genome assembly. Lineage: Eukaryota; Metazoa; Platyhelminthes; Trematoda; Strigeidida; Schistosomatidae.